AUGGAUGGAUACAGCAGUAACGUGCCCGCCUUCCUCACCAAGCUGUGGACUUUGGUGGAGGAUCCCGAGACCAACGAUCUGAUCUGCUGGAGCGAGAGUGGGACCAGUUUCCAUGUCUUUGAUCAGGGCAGGUUUGCUAAGGAAGUGCUGCCCAAAUACUUCAAACACAACAACAUGGCCAGCUUCGUGAGGCAGCUAAACAUGUAUGGCUUCCGGAAAGUGGUGAAUAUUGAACAAAGUGGUUUGGUGAAGCCAGAAAGAGAUGACACUGAAUUCCAGCACCUGUAUUUCCUGCGGGGUCAGGAGCACCUGCUAGAACACAUCAAAAGAAAGGUGUCAGUUGUGAAGAGUGAAGAGACCAAGGUGCGCCAGGAAGAUGUCAGCAAGUUGUUGUACGACAUGCAGCUGAUGCGCGGUCAUCAGGAGAGCAUGGACUGCCGUCUGAAGGACAUGAAACAUCAGAAUGAAGUUCUAUGGCGAGAGGUUAUGUCUCUUCGACAGAAACAUACUCAGCAACAGAAGGUGAUCAACAAGCUGAUUCAGUUCCUGCUCAGCCAGCUCCAUUCGAACCACAACAGUAUCGGGCUGAAGAGAAAGCUACCUCUGAUGUUGGAUGAUGGUAGUUCUGCUCCUCCUGUACCUAAAUAUGGUCGACAUCUAUCAAUCGAACCCCUUCAGGACCCGUAUUUCAUUCAGUCGCCGUCCACAGAAGCUGCCUCCUGCUCCAAUACCUACACCGAUAACCCUGUUCCUGGCGGGCCAAUCAUUUCCGAUGUCACAGAGCUGCCCCCACCUAGUGCUGUAACCAUUCCGUCUGCAACAGAGGAGCAGAGGGAGAAAUGCCUGAUGGUUAUUAAGGAGGAGCCAGCCAGUCCAGGGGUAGGAGUCCAGGUCCAAGCUGACGCAAUGGUUCCAGGGAACCCAUGUGGUGCAUGUCUGGAGCCACCUGUAUUACCAGUAUCAGUUGUGGAGUCUGUGCUGGAGGGUAGACCCACCUGCAACAUAGUGCAACACACGGAUAAGAGGGGAAGGAUAGCUGCUUUAGAGAGGAAUGAAGCACCUGACCACAUGCAGAGCAUUGAGUUGAACCUGGAUGGUUUGCACUCACUGCUUGGGAGCCAGCAGUACAGCCUGGAGCAUUCUACCAUCAUGCAUAUCUUUAAUCCGAAUCUUCCUCUAAAUGAGCUGAACCUGACUGACAUGGAGGCAAACCUUGCAAUGAUUCAGAAACUUAUUGUGGAUCCAGAGCUGAGGCCGAUUGAACCGUCCAACAAAGCCCUGAAAACUGGAGCAAGCUCAGGAAAGCCACAUCUUCAAACUACGCAGCAUUUUCUUCCAGAGGCACACCUUCCAAUAAAUCAUGAACUCUCCAAUCUAGACCAUGACACAGCCCUGUAUGAGCUCACUGAGGAUACAGGUCCAUAUUUCCCAGAUACUGAAGUGGGACAGGAGGAAUUCUAAUAAAAACUGGACCCCAUCAACAAGACAUGACAAGGCAGAGACACAUGCCUCGGCCCCUUACUGUGGUGCUCACACUCAGCAGAUACUCUUCAAGGUAAAAAAGAACCUUUUAGAGAAUCCUGAGAAUUGUGGAUUCCUGCCGAUUCCACUGGCACUGCCUGAAGGAAACCACUUUUCUGUUUGUCUUUUUCCUUCCCCCGUGACUUUCCUCUUCACUGCACAUUUCAGAAGGCUGGAGGUAAUGAAUUCUUGCACCUCUACAGGCUGGGAAAUGUAGGGACUGCCAGGAGGUAGAACCUGCCCCACAGUGUACUAAGAGUUCUGUGGAGUCCUGCAGAUAGGAAAUGAGCCUGUGGUGGUUCUGCGCAACAGCACAGAGAUCUCGUCCACAACUAUUUUUUGCCUUGUGUGUAAUUUGAUCUUUUCAGGUUCUGUUUCAGAAUUUUUGUUUGUGUGUUACACAUCUAUGGUCAAAGAGCAGUAAUAAUUUUGUAUGUAUAUAUUACAGCACACUACUAAGCAGUUUUCUUUUUUUCAUUCUAUAUACCUUGCAUUGGUUAAAAGUGCUGGGCUGGGUUGGGUUUGAUGUAUUGAUACUGCACUUGGAUUAUUUUUGCUCGAGCUAUUGUGAUAAUUCUUUACACAUUCAAUAAAAAAGUUGAAGCAG
Messenger RNA from Carcharodon carcharias (great white shark), 2128 nucleotides. It is a transcript of the gene hsf4, whose product is annotated as heat shock transcription factor 4. The record is from RefSeq and is a predicted model, not a curated record. The transcript is spliced from 13 exons. Gene Ontology annotation, molecular function: sequence-specific DNA binding; DNA-binding transcription factor activity. Bases 1 to 1461 code for a protein of 486 amino acids. Gene Ontology annotation, biological process: regulation of DNA-templated transcription. NCBI's taxonomy places the organism in Eukaryota, Metazoa, Chordata, Chondrichthyes, Lamniformes, Lamnidae.